This is a messenger RNA of Rhodamnia argentea, 1419 nucleotides long. RefSeq lists its product as uncharacterized. Lineage: Eukaryota; Viridiplantae; Streptophyta; Magnoliopsida; Myrtales; Myrtaceae. Gene Ontology annotation, cellular component: chloroplast thylakoid membrane. The transcript is spliced from 4 exons. Gene Ontology annotation, molecular function: protein binding. The record is from RefSeq and is a predicted model, not a curated record. The coding region runs from base 77 to 1141 and encodes 354 amino acids.
UUCUUCUUCACUCGCUCCGUCAGCUCCUGUGACUUACCAUAUCUCACUUCUCUCUCUCUCUCUGGUCACAGCCGCCAUGGCCACGGUGCUCGGCAACAUAGCUCUGUUGUUCGACCUGAACUCGCCUAGAGCUUCGAUUCCCGAUCGCAAGUCGCGUCCCUCGCUGCUCGACGUCGUCUCGAGCUUGACCAAGAGGGAGCCGCAGUUCACCUCCUACUACGCCGCCCCCGGUUCCAAGAGCUUCGAGGUGGAUGGGGACGCCCGGAGCCACCGGGCCGUUGUGGCUCGGGGCAAGGCUAAUUCGAAGGUGAACGGCGUCGAUUUCGACGCGGGGUCCAGCGACGAGGACAGCAACGGGAACGGCAACGGGAGCAACGGGAACGGCGAAGACGAGGAGGAGUUCGACUGGGAGAAGGAAAUGAGGAGGCGAGUGAAGGAGAUGGAAGAGAUGAAGGAGCUGGAGAGGAAGGCGGAGGAGUUGCAGACCCGGGCGGAGGAGGAGGGUGGAGAGGGCGAGGUUGGGGAGGAGACGGAGGAGGAGAAGAAAAUGAGAGUCAGAAAAGAGCUCGAAAAGGUGGCUAAAGAGCAGGCGGAGCGAAGAGCCACCGCCCAGCUGAUGUUUGAGUUGGGUCAAAAAGCUUACGGAAGAGGAAUGUAUGGAAGGGCGAUUGAGUUCCUAGAGGGUGCACUUACAAUCAUUCCUAGGCUAACAUUGUUUGGCGGUGAGAUUCAGAUAUGGCUUGCAAUGGCAUACGAGGCUAAUAAUCGUCAUAAAGAUUGUAUAGCACUUUACCAACAGCUGGAGAAGAAGCACCCUAGUGCUAGCAUUCGACGUCAAGCUGCAGAGCUCAAGUAUAUCCUUCAAGCACCUAAGUUGAAAAUUUCACAGGAGGAGAUGGUUACCAUUCCGCUUAUAGGAUCCAGCUAUGACAGUUAUGCAGCAACUUGGAGUGAUAAGUACAAAGACAAGGAUCAAAACACAAGUUAUCCGACAACCAACCAACUUCCUUCAUCCAGAGAUUUUCUGGGGGACUUUCUGGUCUGGCGGCCUCCGGUCGGACUAGAGAAAAAUAGGGCUUUCUGGGUAGCUUUGACAGUGUGGUUGGGCUUAGUUGGAGCCGCUAUAGUCCUUCAGAGAUGAAGCAGUGGGUAUAGCUCUCUAGUUGCUCGAAUACAUGUGUUAUCCCUGGGGGUCCUGAUAUGUAAUUAUCCGAUUGUUUUGUGGUCAAGCGGUGUCCAAUCUCACGUAAUAUAUAGUUUCCAGUUCUUGAAGAACUGUGUCGUCCACAUCCAAAUGCAAUUCUUGAAUUUGUUAUCAAUUGGCGCCUCGAAAUUAUGGGGGCGACAGUGGAUGCUGUCCGAUGUUCUAAAGUUUGUGUUGUAUUGUAUUGCCUAACGGGGUGAACGCUUUGUUUCUCU